This is a messenger RNA of Cyphellophora europaea CBS 101466, 981 nucleotides long. RefSeq names its product endo-1,4-beta-xylanase. The transcript is spliced from 3 exons. Gene Ontology annotation, biological process: carbohydrate metabolic process. Gene Ontology annotation, molecular function: hydrolase activity, hydrolyzing O-glycosyl compounds. Lineage: Eukaryota; Fungi; Ascomycota; Eurotiomycetes; Chaetothyriales; Cyphellophoraceae. The record is from RefSeq and is a predicted model, not a curated record. The coding region runs from base 1 to 981 and encodes 326 amino acids.
AUGCUUUUUUCUACUCUUUGCCUUUUCCUGGCCCCAGCGGCCAUCCUUGCGGCGCCUCUGGAUGCCCGCCAGGCAUCAUCUGGCAGUAUCGAUGCCAAAUUCAAGUCGCUUGGCAAGCAGUACUUCGGUACUAUUGCCGAUCCCAAUACCCUGUCCAACUCCAAGAACACCGCCAUCAUCAAGGCGGACUUUGGCCAACUCACAGCAGAGAACAGCAUGAAAUGGGACGCUACCGAACCGAACCGUGGGCAGUUCUCGUUCUCCGGAGCGGAUCAAGUCGUCAACUUUGCCACGCAGAACGGGAAGAAGAUCCGUGGUCAUACCCUGCUCUGGCACUCUCAGUUGCCUCAAUGGGUGCAGAACAUCAAUGACAAGAACACCCUCACCCAGGUCAUUCAGAACCAUAUCGCUACUGUUGCUGGCCGCUACAAAGGCAAGAUCCUCCAAUGGGAUGUUGUCAAUGAGAUCUUUAACGAGGACGGCUCUCUCCGCAACUCGGUCUUCUCACGCGUACUUGGUGAAGACUUUGUUCGCAUCGCUUUCGAGGCGGCUAGAAAGGCUGAUCCCAAUGCGAAGCUAUACAUCAACGACUACAACCUGGACAAUGCCAACUACGCCAAGCUCACCAAUGGUAUGGUUGCUCACGUGAAGAAGUGGCUUGCGGCUGGUAUUCCCAUCGAUGGCAUUGGAUCGCAAGCUCAUCUCGGUCAGGGAGGUGGCGCCAACAUUCCCGCUGCCAUCAAGGCGCUUGCUGCGACUGGUGUGAAGGAGGUUGCCAUCACCGAGCUUGAUAUCGCCCAGGCUGGUACCACCGACUACGUGAACGCCGUGAAGGGCUGCACCCAAGAGCCUAAAUGUGUCGGUGUCACCGUUUGGGGCGUGUCCGAUGCGAACUCCUGGCGAUCCUCUGACAACCCGCUACUGUUCGAUAGAAACUUCAACGCAAAGUCGGCGUACGAUGCGCUGAUGAGUCAGUUGUAG